Rhodamnia argentea is the source of this 1457-nucleotide messenger RNA. Its product is annotated as protein trichome birefringence-like 34. Gene Ontology annotation, molecular function: O-acetyltransferase activity. The record is from RefSeq and is a predicted model, not a curated record. Gene Ontology annotation, cellular component: Golgi apparatus. The transcript has 5 exons. Lineage: Eukaryota; Viridiplantae; Streptophyta; Magnoliopsida; Myrtales; Myrtaceae. Bases 63 to 1313 code for a protein of 416 amino acids.
UCGAUUAUUCAAACGAUUGCACGUCCCAUUUGACAGAGUACAGAGCUCGCACGAAAACAAGGAUGGCAGGCAAAGCCCAAACAGCAGGUGGCACCGGGCGGGAGACGAGCGGCAGCUUCCACGUUCUGGUGGCUCUGCUCAUAGCCGCCGGAGUCAUUGCAGUCGUGUACCUCACGUGCAACGAGGAGCGACAAAUAUUGGAGGAGGCCGACACAAGUAGAGAAGCGCUCUGGAGCACAGGCGCCAAAACGGAGCGGCAGAAAUGCGAUCUGUUCUCCGGGAGGUGGGUGUAUGACAACGUUUCGUACCCGCUCUACGAGGAGAAGCGAUGCACGUACAUGUCGGAUGAGCAGGCUUGCGAGAAGUACGGGCGGAAGGACCUGAAGUACCAGCACUGGAGGUGGCAACCACAUGGCUGCGACAUCCCGAGGUUCAACGCGACGCGGUUGCUGGAGAGGUUGAGGAACAAGAGGAUGGUGUACGUCGGUGAUUCCUUGAACAGAGGCCAGUGGUAUUCCAUGGUCUGCCUCGUCGAGUCCUCCAUCCCGCGCCACCUCAAAUCCGUCUCGCACUUCCUCAAUCACUCCUUAUUCGUCUUCAAGUCCUAUGAGUACAACGCGACGAUCGAAUUCUACUGGGAACCAAUGCUUGUGGAAUCGAACAAAGACAAUGCCUACAACCACAGCGCGGGUAACAGGACUGUUCGAGUUCAUGCCAUCGAAAACCAUGCGAGGCAUUGGUCGGAUGCGGACAUUCUCAUAUUCGACUCUUAUAUUUGGUGGGCGAACCUUAUGAUGAAAGUUUUGUGGGGCUCGUUUGGAAGUGCUGAUGGAAUUUAUAAGACGGUUAAAGCGUCUCGUGCAUUCGAGAUGGCUCUAAAUACAUGGUCAGAUUGGUUGGAAAUGCACAUAAGUAGAUCCAAGACCCGGUUGUUCUUCGUUAGCUCGUCUCCAACUCAUGAAAGAGCUGCAGAAUGGGGUGGUGCUGAUGGCGAAAACUGUUAUGGGGAAACAGAGCCCAUCACCAGAGAAGAUUACUCGGGAAGGAGCUUAGCCCCCGAACUGAUGCGUCUGGUGAAGAAUGCUAUUGACAAACUCAAAACAAGAGGCGUCACUGUUCAAUUCCUCAACAUUACACUGCUCUCCGAGUACCGCAAGGACGCACACCCAACUAUUUACAAAAGACAAUGGCGUGCCCUGACCAAAGACCAGAUAGCUAAUCCCAAGAGCUAUGCAGAUUGCGGUCAUUGGUGCCUCCCUGGAGUACCGGACGUGUGGAACGAGCUUCUUUAUGCCUACCUUCUCCGAAAUUAGACCUUCGAGUCGGAGGAAGAGCAAGGCGAUAGCAAAUGGCUAGCAUAAAUUCAUGAUAUGUCAACGCAUAUAUUGAUUGAUUGGUUGAAUGGAUCGGGCGGUUUGGAUCGAACCGAUUUUCGAAAAUAAAAAAGAUAAUAAGUA